UUCAACUCAACUCCACUAACCUAUCACAAUGCACAUCAUUCCACCCGGUAUCUACCGGGUAGAUGUGCUCAUUUUGAUCUCAUACCAAAUGUGCCAUUUCUUCUCAAUUCAGCAACUGUUUCCCAUUUUCCUGAACUACACUCCAAAGACAAACUGCAUCCAGACUGCCCAAGGAAAAGUAUGCUACGAUGUUCCAAAAUCCAAGUGCCUCGAGUACAAUGAAAAUUUCCCUAACCUUUGCGCCAAUUUGACUGGAACAGCUCUUUCGGAUUGCCACACAGAGAAAUCACAUUCUUAUUAUUCAUCCGCCGCUAUGGAAUUCGAAAUUUACUGUCGUCCCGGAUGGAAGGAUUUCCGUCCAGCUUUUGUUCAAUACGUUGGCGUACUCAUCGGAAAUAUUAUUCUCGGAUAUGUAGCUGAUCAAAUUGGCCGAAAGAAGACUUUUAUUCUGUCAAUGCUCAUUGGAAUUCCAUCACUUUCACUCUCAGCCACAUUCAAUUCCAUUGCCGCAUUCUACAUUUUCCGCGCUUUAACUGGAAUCGGAAUCGCUGGAACAAUGAUUGUCGGAUGGGCUUAUUUUUCCGAGUUGGUAUCGCCACAUCAGAGAUUUAAGCUCCGAACAUUCAGUAACUGGGCAAAUGCACGUAUAAUGCUAACUUUGGUAGCCUUAUUCACUGGAGAAUGGCGUCUAUCAUCUCAUGUAUCUGCUGUUAUUUCUCUUAUCACUCUUGCGAUCGUCUAUUUUAUUCUUCCUGAAUCUCACAUUUGGCUCCGUAAAAAAGGACGUUAUGAGGAGGCAGAAGUGAGCCGAAAAAGGAUUGCUGAUCUCGCUGGAAUCGAAUUUGUUCCAAUGCCACCACCAGAGAAAGCUGCGGACAACGUUGAGCCAGAAAAGGCCGUCAAUAUUUGCACAGUAUUCGCUGAUCCUCAACUUCGCAAGAAUAUUCUGAUUCUUUGGCUCAUGUGGUUCGUAACUGGAAUGACCGCUUAUUUGACCGAUUUGUGUGGAGGAGAUAUGACAAAGAACUUCUGGGUUGGACAAUUCCUUUCUGGAAUUUUGCUUUCAGUUGUGAGAAUCAUCAUGGGCUUCGCUGACGGCUACCUUCCAUGGAUGGGACGCCGUUUCGUACUUCUAUGCUCUCAAUCUCUUGCUAUUGUCUUCUUCGGAUGUGUCAUUGCCUUCUUGUUUGCCGGAGAAAAGGGGCAAUGGUAUUACACGGCAGUCUAUUUGGCAUCAUUCGUGUUCACAUCAAUUGUUUGGGAACCAUGCUACUUGUGUGCUUCUGAGCUCAUGCCAACAGAUGUUCGUGCCACGUCAACUGCUUCAUGCUCAAUCGUAGGAAGAUUCGCCAACAUUGGAGCAUCUAUGCUGAGUGGUCUCAAAACCGUCUACGAGCCAGGAGUACAUAUGAUCUCAAUCAGUCUCGGUCUUACCAAUGUGGUAGCCGCCUACUUCUUCCUUCAGGAAACCAAGAAUUGUAGUUUGGACAAGGCUGGAACAUCUGCAGCAAAGCCAGCUGAAAAGGCUAACGAGCAAGAAAUGAAGGAUCUCAUCAACAAAGGCGAGGAAGAAGACGUCGAGAAGAAAUAAAGCAUCCGUCGGAUUGAAAUUUAUUUGUUUGAUUCAAAAUUAUCUUACCUCGUUCAAUUUUAUCCUCUCCUUUUUCAUCUCUUUCCAGUAUUUUGUUAUUUUGUUCCAGUUUUUUUUUGAAUUCAGAGGCAACCCACACAGCAUAAUCAACUCGCACCUCUAUUCACUGUCCAUUUUUUUUUCUUGAAUAGUUUGAAAAACUCAAUAAACAAAAUUAAAUAAUU
Messenger RNA from Caenorhabditis elegans, 1815 nucleotides. RefSeq names its product Major facilitator superfamily (MFS) profile domain-containing protein (gene C46C2.2). Gene Ontology annotation, biological process: transmembrane transport. The record is from RefSeq and is marked reviewed. Gene Ontology annotation, molecular function: transmembrane transporter activity. The transcript is spliced from 8 exons. Lineage: Eukaryota; Metazoa; Nematoda; Chromadorea; Rhabditida; Rhabditidae. The coding region runs from base 29 to 1591 and encodes 520 amino acids. Gene Ontology annotation, cellular component: membrane.